AGUCAAAGCAGGAUGUGUUUUCUUCCAUCCCCUGCGCUUAAUGUUUCCUCAAGUUAGAAAAGAUUUGGUCUAAUACGCCUUUUUCAACUUUGAUCAGAACUAUGCGCAGGGAGCCUGCAGUUUGCAUCUAAACAGCUAAAUCGCAGACUCAUGAAAAAGGUACACCUCUGAGGUAUUUUGCCUGGAAGUCGAGGAAAGCAAAAUAAAUUGAUCCUAUGAGAGGACUACCGCCACAAAACUAUGAAGGGUAGACGUUGUAAAACAAGGAAAGGAGAAUCUAAAAUCAAAUCUGCAGAAAGUGACAUUAAAUACACUGAGUCACCUGUUGCUGCAGAGGAAUCAAAUGUUGCACCAGGCAGUGACGUGGUCAGUCUGUGCCAAACCGACUUGAACUUCCUACCAACUACACCAACAAGAGACACUGAACGGGUACAGGAUGCCAACCUGACCUCCACACCAGUUCACAGCUCGUCCACUGACCUCCUAUCCUACAGUUCAAAUUCCCCUCAGAAAGCAAAGGAGGUGCACAUAAAAUACGCUGAACUUGUCACUCCGCCAAAGACGUCAGAGACAGAGUCACUAUGCUGUGACUUGAAGUAUCAAAACAGAAGCAAGAGGGUUCGUUCAAUAAAGCCAAGGCAGGUUAGACAAAGAGCUGCAAAAGAGCAAACGCGAGCCAACUGUACUACACCCAAGCGUCAGUGUGGCAGGAAGUGGGCGACUGAGACCAGAAAAAGAAGAAAAGGUGAAACCACAACUCCAUUACCCAGGCCAAGAUUAAAACUGGAGAAUCUCGCUCCUUCAGAGCAAGAAGAGGACUCUAUGCUGUCUUCAGAUCUGUCAAUAGAGCUGAGUCACUGUGAGGAACAGCUGCCCUCUUUGCCCAUCCAAGAUGAUGAGAAAAGCGAUGAGGAAGAUGAGGAGGACCUCCCAAGUUUCUUGACACAGAUGGGUAAAAAGCCUCCUGCCAUCACAGAUGGAGCAUUUGUGUGGUGCAAAUAUAGAAAUUAUCCUUUUUGGCCUGCAUGGGUAAAAAGUGUGAACCGCAAGCAUAAAAAAGUGAGCAUCAUGUUUGUUGAUGACCUGAGCUUUCAACAAAAGAAGGGGUUGACUGUUGCUCUGAAACCACUGAAGCCUUUUGACUGUGAAGAAGCGGAUGAGUUGAUCAAAAAAGCCAAAGAAAUGUAUGAUGCAGCCAUUUCCUGGGCAUUAGCACUUAUAGAUGAUUACAGAAUCCGGAUUGCUUGUACCUCGUUUUCUGGCUCCUUCAUUGAGUAUUUGAAUCAUGACAUGAGCUACCCAGUGAGGAGGAAGUAUCCGCAAGCAGCCUCGGAGGGACUUGGCAUCGCUAAUGAUAGCAUGAUGGAGGAGUUAUGUGACGACAACAAGGAGGAUGGGGAGGAACAGAAAGAUGCCUCUAAGAGCUCAAAAAGGUUGCUUCCAGACCGGACUCAUGCGGCCCACAACCGUGCAAAUGAGAAGCUUGUGCACUUCAUUGUCAAGCAGCGCAUGGUGGAGCAGCACCUUUUGGACAUUAUCCAUGGGCAGCAGCAGUCUAGAUGGCUUCACUCCUUUUUGAAUGACAAACGCAAACAGGAGGUGAACAUAUACCUGGAAGAUGAACACCAGUUGGACAAAGUCUACUGGUACUUAAAUGAGCUCUAUGCCACGGCUAUGGCCGAGCCCUCUUGCAUUGCAAAGGUGAAAUCAGUGGAGCAUGUCUCCUAUGUCCUACAUGUGCUUCUACCUGAGGCCAUAAUCUAUGCCAUUGCUGGAGUGGACAAUGUUUCAGUGGACAAAGCAGAAGAAAAGUACCUUAAAGGGCGUUGCAUAAGUAACAGAGAACGGCAGGAGUUUGAUUUGAUGAUUGAGCGGCACAUGAGAAAGAAAGCAGAAUACAGAACAGAGUUUUUCUGUGGCCCUUACACUUAAACGAAUAUUGACUAGAUUACACCUUUUUGUCUGUUUUUUGUUUGCUGUUAAUGCAACCAUACACAUGUGCCUUGCAUUUGGUGAUGAAGUACAUUAUGUUGAACAUGUGUAAAUCAUCUUUGAUUUGCUUUAUUUUUAAAUAUCAUGAAUAUAUUAACUGGAUGUUUUUAUAAAAGCCUCGGAAUCCAAAAUGUUUUGUGAGUUUACAAAUGCCAUUUUAAACACUGAACAUUGGUUUAACAUUGAAUGUUGAACAGUGUGAUUCAAAGAUUGCAAAGCAUUCAAUCAAAUGUUAAUCAUGAAUUUCUUGCAUUAGCUUAUAUGCAAAAAUCUGCUUUGAUGUAAAUCCGCAUAUGAGGGAUGGGUAGAUGCCACAUAAAAUCCCUUUCAGCAGAACUUGUCAUGACGGCAGCCUAUGUACAGUAGGAACACUAAUGCAGGGUUUCCCGUUGCAUGUCCCUCAUUCAUCUCUCCACCAAGCUUCACAAAGUCUGCCCAAGUAUUGCUUGUUAUUGUGCUGAGGAACAACUAUUAUUACCCUACACUCCUGAGUGUAUUUCCAAUUGUCUGCCAGUGCAUACAGUGUAUGUAAAAAGAUGAUGUAAAUUAAAGUAUACUUUAUA
Messenger RNA from Cololabis saira (Pacific saury), 2555 nucleotides. RefSeq names its product PWWP domain-containing DNA repair factor 3B-like. Lineage: Eukaryota; Metazoa; Chordata; Actinopteri; Beloniformes; Belonidae. The transcript has 14 exons. Bases 241 to 1932 code for a protein of 563 amino acids. The record is from RefSeq and is a predicted model, not a curated record.